AUGGAGGAGGUGUCCGCCGGCGGCGCGGGGUGGAUGACGUGGAGGGCGGCCGCGGCGGGCGUGGCGCUGUGGGUGGCGCUGCACGUGGCGGCGAGGCUGGCGGACGCGCUGUGGUGGCGGCCGCGGCGGCUGGAGGCGCACUUCGCGGCGCAGGGGGUGCGCGGGCCGCCGUACCGAUUCCUGCUCGGCUCGGUGCGGGAGAUGGUGGCGCUCAUGGUGGAGGCCUCCUCCAAGCCCAUGUCGCCUCCCACCUCCCACAACGCGCUCCCGCGGGUCCUCGCCUUCUACCACUACUGGCGCAAGAUCUACGGGCAUAGGUUCUUGAUUUGGUUCGGGCCGACGCCGCGGCUGACGGUGGCGGAGCCGGAGCUGAUCAAGGAGAUCUUCCUGACGCGCGCCGACGCGUUCGACCGCUACGAGGCGCACCCCGUCGUGCGGCAGCUCGAGGGCGACGGCCUCGUCAGCCUCCACGGCGACAAGUGGGCGCUCCACCGCCGCGUCCUCGCCGACGCCUUCUACCCGGACAACCUGAACAGGUUGAUACCGCACGUCGGCAAGUCGUUGGCGGCGCUGGCGGCGAAGUGGGGCGCGAUGGCGGAGGCCGGGGGGAGCGGCGAGGUGGAGGUGGACGUGGCGGAGUGGUUCCAGGCGGUGACGGAGGAGGCCAUCACGCGCGCCACCUUCGGCCGCAGCUACGACGACGGCCGCGUCGUGUUCGCCAUGCAGGGCCAGCUCAUGGCCUUCGCCUCCGAGGCCUUCAGCAAGGUCCUCGUCCCCGGCUACCGGUUCUUGCCGACCAAGAAGAACAGGCUGUCAUGGAGGCUGGACAGGGAGAUACGGCGGAGCCUGACGAGGCUCAUCGGCCGGCGCAGCAACGAGGCCGAGGAGGGCGAGAAGGCCGACGCCGGCAACUUCCGCGACCUGCUCGGCCUUAUGAUCAAUGCCGCCUCCCCGGCCGCCGCCGGCAACAAGCACCCCACGCCGGCGAUCCCCGUCGAGGACAUGGUGGAGGAAUGCAAGACCUUCUUCUUCGCCGGCAAGCAGACGACCACCAACCUCCUCACGUGGGCCACCGUGCUCCUCGCCAUGCACCCGGACUGGCAGGACCGCGCCCGCCGCGAGGUGCUCGACGUCUGCGGCGCCGACGAGCUCCCCUCCAAGGAGCACCUCCCCAAGCUCAAAACUCUUGGAAUGAUCAUCAGCGAGACGCUCCGGCUGUACCCGCCGGCGGUCGCCACCAUCCGCCGCGCCAAGGUCGACGUCCGCCUCUCCGACGGCUGCAUGAUCCCGCGCGAUAUGGAGCUCCUCAUCCCGAUCAUGGCCGUCCACCACGACGCCAGGUACUGGGGCCCCGACGCCGCGCAGUUCAACCCGGCGCGGUUCGCCGGCGGCGCGUCCAGGGCGGCGAAGCACCCCAUGGCGUACAUACCGUUCGGGCUAGGGUCCCGGAUGUGCGUCGGCCAGAACCUGGCGCGCCUCGAGGCCAAGCUCGCCAUGGCCGUCCUCCUCCAGCGCUUCCACUUCAGGCCUUCCCCGAACUACGUGCACGCGCCGACGGUGCUGAUGCUCCUCUAUCCGCAAUACGGAGCGCCGUUGAUCUUCCGUCCACUCUCGCCGCCGCCGCAUCCAUCCGACCAAACAGUAUCACCCGCCGCUACAUAUGCAGUACAGUAGAGGAUCCUACUCUCAUCACACCCAUCAGACCCAACCGACCCAAUAGUAUUACUCGUCGCCGGUGCAUAUGCGGUACACCUCUUAUUCUCAUCGUGUUCAUCCGACCGAAUAGUAGAUGAUCUCGUUGCCAUUGCAUCCAUCCAACCCAACCAACGGUAUCGCCCGCUGCACACGCAGUAUUUCGCGAGAUCAUAGGACAUGUUGAAAAUGACCCAGAUGCCCCCAUCCUUCACCUCCUGUGUAUAGCUCAUGCCAAGUGACACAAAAAGCCAAGAAGCACUAACUUUUUGUCCUAGACUGUGGCUUGGGGCCCCACCCAGGUUGCCAAGAAUACCCUCCUUAACAGACCGGAUCAGACCCAGCCUUUUUAAGAUUUGAUGACACACAGCAAUGUGGGCCCCACCUCUCUGCCCCUCCUUUUCUUUUGUUGCCUUGCCUAUGGCUUCUGGUGUAUGUAAUUGUAUAGAGCUUUUAUUCCAUCUCUCCUAUACAAGAAGAAGAACAAGAAAAUUC
This is a messenger RNA of Oryza brachyantha (malo sina), 2187 nucleotides long. RefSeq names its product cytochrome P450 734A2. The transcript has 5 exons. Gene Ontology annotation, biological process: brassinosteroid homeostasis; brassinosteroid metabolic process. Bases 1 to 1674 code for a protein of 557 amino acids. NCBI's taxonomy places the organism in Eukaryota, Viridiplantae, Streptophyta, Magnoliopsida, Poales, Poaceae. The record is from RefSeq and is a predicted model, not a curated record. Gene Ontology annotation, molecular function: oxidoreductase activity, acting on paired donors, with incorporation or reduction of molecular oxygen; iron ion binding; heme binding.